AACACAAUUCAGUUGUUAUUUACUUAUUCGUGCGUGAACAAAUCGAAGAGAGAAAAAUUAGAAAAAAACAACCACAACAGCAGCAGCAGCAGCAGCAGCAGCAGGGCCCAGUUCCAUUCAAUUUCAUUAUAUUCAAUGAGAGUAUAGUAGUUCAUAGCCGCAUUGCCUGAAGCUCUAUCUCAACCAUUCCUUUUCCUCAGAUGAGAGUAUUUCCGUCUUCUCCAAGGCAGUGCAUGUGCUCAAGAAGAGACCUCCAUGGCGUCGUCUAUAGAUGUGGACAAGGAAAACUUCCAGCAUCAUGAGGAGAGGCUAGGACUCGAGUCUGCAGAUGACACGGCUCAUCAAAUCAGCCAUGAUCCUUGGUACCAAGUUGGCUUUGUUCUCACAACUGGAGUGAAUAGUGCUUAUAUUUUGGGGUACGCUGGAUCAAUAAUGGUGCCUUUGGGUUGGGUAGCUGGUACUACUGGUUUACUUCUCGCCGCUGCCAUUUCCCUGUACGCUAACGUGCUUCUGGCCCAACUUCAUGAAGUGGGUGGCAAAAGGCACAUCAGAUACAGAGACCUUGCUGGUCAUAUAUAUGGUAGAAAAAUGUAUGCUCUUACAUGGGCAUUGCAGUAUGUUAAUCUUUUCAUGAUCAAUACUGGAUUCAUCAUUUUAGCUGGACAAGCAUUGAAGGCUAUCUACGUUCUCUACAGGGAUGAUCAUGUCUUGAAGCUUCCAUACUGCAUAGCAAUUGCUGGAAUUGUCUGUGCAUUGUUUGCCUUUGGGAUACCUCAUCUUUCAGCUUUGAGGAUUUGGUUGGGUUUUUCAACCAUCCUCAGUCUCAUAUAUAUAGUCACAGCCUUUGUGUUGUCAAUAAAAGAUGGAAUGAAUUCCCCAGGUCGGGAUUACAACAUUCCAGGAUCUCACGCCAGUAAGAUAUUCAGUACAAUCGGUGCUGUUGCUAGUCUCGUUUUUGCUUACAAUACAGGAAUGCUGCCUGAGAUACAGGCGACAGUCAAACCUCCUGUCAUCAAGAACAUGGAGAAGGCACUUUGGUUCCAAUUUACAAUUGGUGUUUUGCCACUGUAUGCCGUCACCUUCAUGGGAUAUUGGGCUUAUGGCUCCUCAACAUCAACCUAUCUCCUUACUAGUGUCAAGGGCCCAGUCUGGGUGAAGACAAUGGCCAAUGUUGCAGCAUUUCUGCAGACAGUUGUUGCUUUACACAUAUUUGCGAGUCCAAUGUACGAGUACUUGGAUACACAAUAUGGACCGGGAAAAGGGAGCGCAUUCUCCAUCCACAAUGUGGGGUUUAGAGUGAUGGUGAGGGGAGGCUACCUUACUAUAAACACACUAGUUGCUGCUCUGCUACCAUUCCUCGGAGAUUUCAUGAGCCUGACGGGGGCCUUGAGCACUUUUCCACUCACGUUUGUUCUUGCAAAUCACAUGUACGUUGUAGCUAGGAAGAACAAGUUGUCACCACUCAGAAAGGCCUGGCACUGGCUCAAUGUUGUGGCCUUCAGCUGCUUAGCUGCUACUGCUGCUGUUGCGGCCUUGAGGCUUAUUGCAGUUGAUUCUAGCACAUAUAAUUUAUUUGCUGAUCUUUAAAAAAUUAUUAUUGUGCCAUUUGUGGAGAUUUGCCUGGCAUCAGUAUUCACUAUAUAUUCAGCAAUAAUAAAAUGCAUGCAAGGUUCUCUCC
Molecule: messenger RNA, 1678 nt
Organism: Dioscorea cayenensis subsp. rotundata (Guinea yam)
Lineage: Eukaryota; Viridiplantae; Streptophyta; Magnoliopsida; Dioscoreales; Dioscoreaceae
Product: probable proline transporter 2
Exons: 8
Coding region: 256-1587 (443 amino acids)
Cellular component (GO): plasma membrane
Source: RefSeq, a predicted model, not a curated record